Camellia sinensis is the source of this 1921-nucleotide messenger RNA. RefSeq names its product F-box/LRR protein. Gene Ontology annotation, molecular function: protein binding. Gene Ontology annotation, biological process: positive regulation of proteasomal ubiquitin-dependent protein catabolic process; protein polyubiquitination. Lineage: Eukaryota; Viridiplantae; Streptophyta; Magnoliopsida; Ericales; Theaceae. The record is from RefSeq and is a predicted model, not a curated record.
UCGCUAUAAACCUAAAAAAAGUGGCUAGAAGCCGUGUUCCCAAAACCCGGACUGGAUUGAAGGCGAUAACUGAAGCCGCCGUCAGCACCACCACCGCCUAAGACGAGCGAACGAUCAGCAAUGACGAGACAGAGACAGAGACAGGAGCAGAGUACUAGCAGUAUCGAUCUCAUAGGCGAAUAUCUUCUCCAGAACAUUCUCUCCAGGCUUCCAGCUUUAUCCUUCGCAUCCGCGGCGUGCGUUAGCCGCUCCUGGAACUCCCUCUGCAACCUUCUCCUCUCUCGCCCCAAGCUCUCCUCCGCCUUCUCUCUCAACCCUUCUCUUCGGGAUGCGGUGAAAGAGGUUGUUAAUGAGGUUCUCUCGGAGCCCCUCCGACCGCAUUUCGCCAUCGCUUGCAUUAGCCCUUCGUUCAGCCUGCGUCUGGCUCACAAACUUAUUACAGAAAAACUUGGCUCCACAACUCCUGUUGUUACGUACGAGUCCAGGGGAAUAAUUGGAAGAGAUGCACUUACUAAUAAAUUCAAAGAGGUUCAGUGGGACUUAACUGUCCAAGAUGAUCCUGGUGCUCAAGUUGAUAAUUUAUCCCCAUCCUCGGUUGUAACUCAUGGAAUCUUGUUGACUGUUGGAUUUUUACCUGGAUUAAAGGUUGAUGCUAUUCCGCUGUUACAAUCAAUUGAGUGUCCUCAGGUGCUCAUGGUCGACCAAUUUGUGAUGGAUAUUAGGGAGUAUACAGCCUCUGUUUCGGGUUGUACAUCACCUGCUGGGAUUAUUAUGUUUGGAGGUUCAACAACUGAUAUGAAACCUGUUCUUGAUAAAAUGGAUUAUGCCAUGUCUUUGGAGACUGUCAUUGUGGGUGAUGAAAAUGGCCGUUUUCUACACAAAAGACCAGGUGAUACUGGAAACGCCACUAGGAGUCGAAAGAACAGUUCUGUUGGCGUGGCCCUGACGUUUGUGCGGGAUAGGAACAAGCCUCAUGCAGGUAUAGGGGAUAUUGAAUUCCAUUGUGUAUUAUCUACUGGUAUGUUACCAAUAGGCCCGACAUUUAAAGCAGUUGCUGUUAGAGAAAGCCGUGAGGAGUGUUCUACAUGGCUCACUGCAAGAAGAGAAGAACUUCAUGACAUCCUUGAUGGUGAAACUAUGAUAAAUGACAUCAACCAUGAACUAGGGGAUCGUAUUGAGUAUCCUUUUUUCUACAUCGGGGUCACGAAAAGAAGGAAAUGCUCUGUGGGUUUGGAGAAGGUGAAAUUGGUAACAUCCUUGGUAUUCCAUGAAGUAACAGGUGGAGAUGAAGAGUACCUAUUUGUCUCUAACAACGGCAUCAAAACUGGUGAUACCUUUCGAUUCUAUUAUCCAGAUCCUAGUUCUGCUUCAUCUUCUUCUAGCAAGGUCUCUGAAAAAUUCAGACUCUUCAAACAAGAUUGGGAUCAUAGAAGCCAAAACGUGAGGGGUGGCAAUAAGGACGUUUUUGGAGGUAUGAUCUUCGCAUGCUGUGGCCGUGGUGAGGAAUUCUUUGGCUGUCCCAAUGUUGAUAGCGCCCCAUUUUUGGAGAACUUUGCUGGCGUUCCUUUGGCGGGAAUGUUUUCUUGUGGGGAAAUUGGACGUGGCUCUAAAAGCUUAUAUGAAGAAGAAGAAGCUCAAGAACAAAGCUCCAUUCGAUGUUGUCUUCACGCGUAUAGUAGUGUUUACCUGGUAAUGUCAUACACUCUGUCACAGCCAGAACAUUAGAUCGUUCUCAUGGUUUACUGGAUGUUUUCAAAUGCAACUCGGAUACAUCUGGCUGGUUGUAUAGGGUAUCUCUCUCACUUGCUAAGUGUACAUUGACAUGGAAUGGAACAAUACUGGUUUCGAAACUUGUAAAACUUUGAUGCUUACAGGGGUCAUAAUAAUGAUCCGUGAAUUGGAGAAAAAUUAUGUUCUGUAA